AGUUGACAGAGAUACAUAAAUUGGCAAAAUACCAAGAUGGCGGACCUCCAAGAAAGGAAGAACAGGGACUCUCAGAUGAGAGCAACGAUCAACCAGAAGCUGAUUGAGACAGGGGAGAGAGAAAGACUGAAAGAAUUGCUGAGGACCAGGCUGAUUGAGUGUGGUUGGAGAGACCAGCUUAAGGCUUAUUGCAAAGAAAUUGUUCGCCAAAAAGGUUUGGAGCACAUAACCGUUGAUGACCUCGUGGCAGAAAUAACCCCCAAGGGAAGAGCCCUCGUUCCUGACCAAGUGAAGAAGGAGUUACUGCAGAGAAUCCGUACAUUCCUUGCUCAACAGCCGUCAAUAGCACCAUGAUAACUUCCCUCCAUUUUUCCUCCCUGUAUCUAGUUGUAGACAGAUAGCAUAAUGGACUGAAUGAGCCGGCCUGGGGGACCCAAUUAUAAAAAUCAUGUGAAAUAAACUUUUCCUAACAUACAAAAUGUGACCAAUGCAAAACAGCAAAAUUUAAAAGAAAACUUGUAUUACAUGUACCUAUCUCGUGGUUUUUUGUGAGUUUUACGAAAUAGUCAAUAAUUUUGAUCAAGUGUUAUCCCCAGUCCUCAAGUUGUGAACUACAAUGUAUAUUUUAAGUUUACAGCCCUCAUUAAAAAAAUGUGGUGUCUUUUGGUUGCUGUUUGCUAUCAUCUGUAGGGCUAAUUUUUGUAUACAAUGGGCGAUAUGAAUAAAAACUAGCAAAUGCUUUUACUUCAAUUCUGUACAGAAAGCCCUAGUGUAAAUGUACAUAAAGUUUUAGAUAAAAGCAUUUGCUAGUCUUUAUUCAUAUCACCCAGUGUCUGUCCAUUGGGACAAAAGUGCAACCUCACUUUAAUAUUGUCUUCUCCACCCUGCAUUUUGCAGUGUCAUGUUAUGACAAGAACAUAACAGAGCCAAUCCCUCUGAAUAUGUAUAUUAAGGAUGACUUCAUGUCCAGUUGAAUAUCAAAUACAAUUAUGUCAACUGUGAUUGUGUAUUUUAAAGUUUUGAAUAAUAAGGCGCUUUCAUA
Lineus longissimus is the source of this 1042-nucleotide messenger RNA. RefSeq names its product transcription and mRNA export factor ENY2. The transcript has 5 exons. The record is from RefSeq and is a predicted model, not a curated record. Gene Ontology annotation, biological process: positive regulation of DNA-templated transcription; regulation of transcription by RNA polymerase II; poly(A)+ mRNA export from nucleus. Gene Ontology annotation, molecular function: chromatin binding; transcription coactivator activity. The coding region runs from base 37 to 354 and encodes 105 amino acids. Gene Ontology annotation, cellular component: SAGA complex; nuclear pore; DUBm complex. Lineage: Eukaryota; Metazoa; Nemertea; Pilidiophora; Heteronemertea; Lineidae.